AUGAGCUCUGUUCGUACAGCAGAAUCAAUUUCAAGGCAAAACAUACCUCAGUUAUUACCGCAUGGAGAAAUAUAUACAAUUAAUAUAGGAGACAAAACGUUCCAAUUAAGUGGCGAAUCGCUAUCUUUUGAUGGGCCAUCUUUUUUCACUGACUAUUUUUGUGCCAAUAGAAACACAAAAUCAAUAACAAUUAACCGAUCACCUAAGGUUUUUAAGAAGAUUUGUAUGUAUUUACAGGGGUAUGCGAUACAAAUUGGAAAUGAAUAUGACUAUGUCCAUCUAUUAGUAGAUGCAGCAUAUUAUCGAUUACAAAAGCUAAAAAGAGGUUUAGUAAUGGAACCCAUGAUGGUGUCUGUUGGGGGUGAAACUUUUAAAAUUUACAGGGAAACUUUGAAUUCACCGGGGAACAGUCCAAAUUAUUUUACACUAAUCCAUAGUACACUGAUGGGAAAUCCAUUUAUGGAAAACAACAGUUCAAUUCAACCGUUGCCUAUUCAGCCAAACACUUUGAACAGAAGCCCUCAAUUAUUUAAGGAACUAUUGUAUGGUUUACAUGGGCACAGCAUACAUAUUAAAAGUGAUUUGCAUCGACGUGACUUGAUUGAAGAAUGCGAGUAUUAUAGGUUCUUUGGACUUAAACAGCGACUUAUCAAACAUCAGAUAAGAACGAAUCCAUUCACAAACACAGAAGAAAUUACAAUAAACCAUACAGAUAUCAAAGUAAGCGGAUUGCUAAAUGAUACCAUGGAUUCCAUUAUUGGUUUGAACAACUCCUUCACUGUUGUCAAGUAUUCUAGGCCGUAUGUCGAUGAAGGUAUAUAUAGGGACCUCGUGAUCCAAUUAGAAUCAUCGGAGGUGAAUCUAAUGAUCAACACAUCGUUGAAGUUUUGCAAUUUACUAGUUUACGGAGAAACCUGUAUGCAGUUGAAAAAAAUACUUUCAAAGGUUUCUGACGAUUAUGUUUACGAACAAGUGGAUGGGAUGUCGAAGUUGAUUGUUCUAAUUCAGACAGCUGAUAGCGUUGGUAAAUUGAACGGUAUGACGAUGGACAAAGGAUGGAUAAAUACUCUGAUGGACCUAAAUGCAGAUUGUAAUGAAAACAGCUCACUUUCAAAGAAAGGAUUAGAGCCUGAUAAGGUAAUUGUUGCGAAAUUACUAAAGUCCCAAUGGACAAUACAUGUACAAGGCCGUUCCAAAGUUUGGAUGAAUUGUUUGAAAAUUGAUGGUGUUUUAGACCAAUCACAUUAUAAUGAAGAAAGGGUGUUCUUAUAG
Messenger RNA from Pichia kudriavzevii, 1272 nucleotides. RefSeq lists its product as uncharacterized. The record is from RefSeq and is a predicted model, not a curated record. Gene Ontology annotation, biological process: protein homooligomerization. The transcript has a single exon. The coding region runs from base 1 to 1272 and encodes 423 amino acids. NCBI's taxonomy places the organism in Eukaryota, Fungi, Ascomycota, Pichiomycetes, Pichiales, Pichiaceae.